AUGUUCCUCGACAUGCUUCAAAGGAAGAAGACCGUGCUCAACGAAAUGCAUAGCGUUGAGUAUGCUAUUGGAUGCCAUGCUUCUUCCGCUUGCUCCCUGCUGCGUCAUGUGCUGUGCCGUCUGAUUCUCAAAUUUAACGCUCCGAUCGAGUCAUUUGGGGUGUCUUGUUGUUCGAAGUCUGCAUCAACGGAAGGGCUAACAGUGCCCUGUAUGACCAAAUGGAGGUGGUUCCAUGUAUCUUGGAUCGAACACAAAUUGAUAACUUGGGCUUUCCUUUCGCUAUUGACAUGCAUUCGACCGUUCAGCAGUAUUGAGCACGGCGUGAGGUAG
Messenger RNA from Heterobasidion irregulare TC 32-1, 330 nucleotides. RefSeq lists its product as uncharacterized. Lineage: Eukaryota; Fungi; Basidiomycota; Agaricomycetes; Russulales; Bondarzewiaceae. The transcript is spliced from 3 exons. The record is from RefSeq and is a predicted model, not a curated record. The coding region runs from base 1 to 330 and encodes 109 amino acids.